AUGCGAGUGCUGCUGACGAACGACGACGGACCGCCACACGACGCGUACUCGCCCUACGUGCGGCACUUUGUGGACCACGUGGCGCGGCACACGGGCUGGGAGCUGACGAUCUGCGUGCCGGACCGGCAGCGGUCGUGGGUGGGCAAGGCGCACUUUCCGAACGCCAACCCGCGGGCGUCGUUCAUCUACACGGCGGUGGAGGCCGGGGACAACGGGUUCGACGGGCCGCACGCAGUACCGCUGCGCGGCAGCCGGCUGACGCGGCUGGCGGGAUGCGCGGCGGCGCAGCGGGAGGUGCCGGCGGGGCACGUGGAGUGGUGCUUGCUGGAGAACAGCACGCCUGCGACGUGCGCGGACAUCGGGCUGAACCACCUGGUGGACGGGGAGUUCGACCUGGUGGUGUCGGGCCCGAAUGUGGGACGCAACACGUCGUCGGCGUACAUCACGUCGAGCGGGACGGUGGGUGCAGCGAUGAACGCGGUGAUCACGAACCAGGUGCCAGCGAUUGCGCUGUCGUGGGCGUACUUUGACGGGGCGGCGGUGGUGUCGGACGCGCUGUUCCGAGACGCGAGCGAGCGGUCUGUGGAGCUGAUCCAGUGGCUGUACAGCCACUGGGACCCGCGCGUGGAGCUGUACAGCAUCAAUGUGCCGCUGAAGGAGGGCCUGCGCAGCGCGCGCACUCUGUACACGAGCAUCUUUCCGACCCAGUGGUGCUCGGUGUACUCCGGCGUGCGUGUGGUGCCCGUGGGCGGCGCAGUGGGCGCAGACGGCGAGGCACCUGCGCAGGACUCCGUCGCGCUGGAGUUCCAGUGGAGCCCGAACUUCGCUAAGGCGCGCGAGGCUGCGCUGAGCGCCUCGGGAGAGUUGUAUGACGGGAAGGUGAUCGAGGAGGGGCACAUCAGCGUGACACCGUUACUGGCCAACUUCCAGGUUGUCGAGGAGAUACUGGGUGAGCCCAUCAUGGGGGACCGCGAUCGCACCUGCGCCGCCAUCACGAUCCCGUCGACGGACUACAUAUACGGGCCAUUGACCGCGGCGCUCAAGCGCCAUCUGCCCGAGCUGGCUAUUAUGGAUGCACUGCCGGACCUUCAGAGCGGCCAGCACUCCAAAGUGUUCCACUACGGCGACUACGAACAAAUUGAUGUCGAUCAGCUUUUCAGCUCUUCACACUACUACGCGAACGCUUAUAUAUACCGCAAGGCUCUGAUUCGCAAGCACUUCCUCUCGCAUACGAUCCACUCUUACGUUGUGAAGAGGCCAGAAUCCGUUCUGAAGCGGGCGUACUUGGAGUCUUUCAACAUCGAGAUAGACUACGCUGAGUUCCUAGACGAUGCCCUAGAUGAAAACUGGGAGCUGCGUCAGGAGCUGGAGCAGGAGACGAAGUGGUGGAUCCUCAAACCCAGUAUGGCGGACAAGGGGCAGGGAAUCCGUAUUUUCAAGACCAUUGAUGAUCUUCAGGCCAUUUUUGACUCCUUCGAGGAGGAGGAAACUGAAGACGAGGAGUCUACCCGUGUUGUCAGUUCACAAUUGCGGAACUUCAUUGUACAGGAGUAUUUGCCCAAUCCACUACUUCUUCCGCGCAUGGACAAUCGCAAGUUUCACAUUCGCUGCUAUAUCGUGUGCAAUGGCGAUUUGCAGGUGUAUGUGUACUCCCGGAUGUUAGCGCUUUUCGCGCCAACCCCCUUUGUUUUACCUGCAGCCAACCACGAAGUCACGGAUAUUCAGAGUAUUUCUUGUCAUUUGACAAAUACUUGUCUCCAGACUGAUUCUGGUGUAGCAGAAAAUGCUGUAAGAGAGUUCGAUUCUUUGGAUGAUCUGACCGACGUAGACAAGGAAAAGGUAAAAUCUCAAAUAAAUGAUAUUACUAAGGAACUGUUUUUGGCAGCCGUUAACUUGAAUCGUUUGCACUUCCAGCCGUUGCCAAACGCUUUUGAGACCUUUGGCGUCGAUUUCCUGGUGGACGAAAACCUCAACGUGAAGCUGCUUGAAGUCAAUGCUUUCCCAGAUUUUAAGCAAACAGGGGAUGAUCUGAAAGGCUUGAUUGAUCACCUCUUUGACAAUAUCGUUUCACACUGCGUUAACCCAAUGUUCGGGAACCCAGUAAAUUCAGACCCAACGUUUGUUGAAGUGCUGAAGCAUUCUUCGCACGACUGGUAG
Eremothecium gossypii ATCC 10895 is the source of this 2157-nucleotide messenger RNA. It is a transcript of the gene PBY1, whose product is annotated as putative tubulin tyrosine ligase. The coding region runs from base 1 to 2157 and encodes 718 amino acids. NCBI's taxonomy places the organism in Eukaryota, Fungi, Ascomycota, Saccharomycetes, Saccharomycetales, Saccharomycetaceae. The record is from RefSeq and is marked provisional. Gene Ontology annotation, molecular function: ATP binding; hydrolase activity; metal ion binding. Gene Ontology annotation, cellular component: P-body. The transcript has a single exon. Gene Ontology annotation, biological process: protein modification process.